Messenger RNA from Punctularia strigosozonata HHB-11173 SS5, 1155 nucleotides. Its product is annotated as WD40 repeat-like protein. NCBI's taxonomy places the organism in Eukaryota, Fungi, Basidiomycota, Agaricomycetes, Corticiales, Punctulariaceae. Gene Ontology annotation, molecular function: protein binding. The record is from RefSeq and is a predicted model, not a curated record. The transcript is spliced from 7 exons. The coding region runs from base 1 to 1155 and encodes 384 amino acids.
AUGUCUCAGCCACCACCACCACCAUCUCCUCUCCGCAUCCUCCGGAUACACGGAGACGAGAUCAGCACUCUCGCCUUCUCAAACGACAAUGAGCGAUUGUACUCGGGCGACACCUCUGGUCGAGUGGUGAUCACCUCGACGCGUACGAUGCGCCCCCUGGCCGCCUGGAACGCGCAUACAGACGGCAUACUGGGCGUCCAAGAAUGGGGGAACUCCGUCAUCACACACGGCCGAGAUAACAAGUUGCAUGUAUGGAAGCGCGUCCUGGCGCCUUCAAUAUCGGUGGGGGAUUCCGCUGCGGUGCAUGAAGAUACGAAACCCGAUCUGCUGUACUCGAUGGACGUGAAUGCAUUGAACUACUGCCGAUUCUCUCUGUGGUCCUUACCAUCAAACGACGACGAGGAACCUCAAGCCCUUGUUGCUCUUCCGAACCUCGUUGAGUCGUCAAUGGCCGAUGUCUGGUCAUUACCCGCUCGAGAUCGUCUUCACGCGGCCAUAGGCAAGAAGGGAGGCUCGACGCCUGCCAUUGAUGGACGAGGCGAAUACGGGAUCAUCAUGUCCAUGCACCUCUUCGAAUAUCAGCACCCCGCCACGUCCACUCAGCGCGAUCUACGACUCCUACUCGGAUACGAAAGCGGUGCCGUCACACUGUGGAGCUACACUCGCGAUUGGCAUCAGAAGUCCAUCGAAGGCAUGGGAUGGGAGAGCCGGUGGACGGCUAAAUUGCACGUCGAGUCCGGCACGUCUGCGACUGCGUUCACGGUUUCUGCCGAUCAUCUUGUGGGACGAUACGAUGUAGAGGGUGCAGAAUCUUCUGUGGAAGCAGGCUGUAAAGCCUAUCCGAUCAAGCAGGUCGGAAACGCCGCCGUCGCGAUCCGCGAUGACGGCCGGAUCUGUGCCAUCGCGGGCUGGGAUGGCAGGGUUCGAUUGUUCAGCACGAAAAGUCUAAAACCUCUGGGCACAUUGAGCUAUCAUAAAGGAAGUUGUCAAACUGUACAUUUCGCGAGGACCCGAUAUUCUCAAGGUGUACAAGACGAGGCCGAUGACGACGACGAGAUAGACGACGCCGAGAAGCGCAGGCGCGGGCAGUGGUUGGUCAGCGGCGGAAAGGACUCUAGGAUCGCAAUUUGGCCUCUCAUGAGCUUUACAAAGUGA